Peronospora belbahrii is the source of this 3066-nucleotide messenger RNA. Lineage: Eukaryota; Oomycota; Peronosporomycetes; Peronosporales; Peronosporaceae. The record is from the annotation of a GenBank genome assembly.
AUGGACCGUCGAGAGCUGCGACCCAAGCGAGAGCUGCUCACGCUGCUUCAGCGGCUCAAUGACUGCGUAGGUGUCUCUGCACGUCAUGUGUACACACAUCAAUUAACUCCCACUGAGCUUCUACAGCGUCCGCUCUCUGAGACCCGUCGGUUAUUACCAGAGCUCUGCAGCUUCGUAGACUCCCUCGUGCCAGUCGUAACUGCCAAUAACAAUAACAAUACUAUUGCUUGUCUGCCCUCAUCAUUAGUACGACGCGCAUUGCACCAUCCAGAUGCUCAAUGGCUGAGUCGCAGUGCACGGCAAAGCGGCAUCUCAGCGCUACUAUGUCAACAGUUAGUGCGACUUGCAAGACAGGACUGUAACAAUGACAACCAAGACCGUGAUUAUACAAUGUAUUGGCCGGCAGCAGAGCUUACUAUGCACGUGAUACUGGACGCACUGCUUUCACCGUGUGUUGAACGACUUGGUCAAGCCCCUGACGCUUGUAAAUGGCGCUCACUGCAGCCUAAGCCCAGAUUCCAUGCCAUGACGUGCUUUCCAGUGUGGUCGGCCGUGUUACCAUUCGCAGCACUGAUGGGCAUUCGCUUUCCGGACGUGUUUCAACAAGUGCUGCAGUCUCGUCAAUGCCUGGAAAAAAGAAUCUACCAAGUAAAUUGCAAUUUUGCAUUAGUUACAGGCAUCUGGAGACUUGUGGAAGAGUUGGAUAGAGGUGACAAGAAGAAGCAGAGUGCAGUGACAAGAGUGAUGGCAAGUUUGCUGAGCUUUGUGAGCGACAGGAUACUGCUGUGCUGCAGAAAUGUUAGGGAUGAUAAAAAGCAGAUGGACUCACACCUUGAGGACCAACUAUUGGAAAAGUUUUUUACUGGGAUGCAAACGUUCUCGUUCAAGAGUUGGCGAGCUGAUGAUGUGCUCAAGCAGACACUUGUUAGCGUAUUGCAAAACGCAUUGGCUAGUAUAGCAUGUGAAGCAAAGAUCAGAACUGUACCGCAACGAGUUGUCGUUUUUACAGCGGCAGCGUGUAUGAUUGUUAAGGACCUUGCAGUCGAUAUUGUUUCGAUGGUAAUGAAGCAGAUCAAUGAUAUGGACACCUAUAGCGGUGAAGAUCGACAGCCACUACUGGCGUUUCUUGUCGGGUUCUGUGCUCAUGUCGACUUGGUGCCUCUAACAUCGGUGCUUGAGGUACUAGAACUGCUAAUGACAUCGUACAAGGCAGUAGCUCAUAAUGCUAACUUUGAACCACUGAGACAGCGGCAACACGAAUUGGUGUUUUAUAUCGUAUAUGUGACAUUGUGUCGACACGAAAGUGUCGACAUUUUGCGUCGAGAGGUCAGUUCUAAUGCAGUAGCAGCAAUGAAGCUUCUGACGCAGUUUCAGAUGCAGCUUUGCAAUGAAAUAGCUUAUGAGGACUUUCAAGUCGCCGCUCCUGUGCAUUGGAUGGCUCGCGUCUGGAAACAUUGGGUUUUCUUAUCUGAUACAGAAGUACAAUCCUUUGUGUCCGAAGCCCAAGAAUAUGAUACGGAAACCGAGCAAGAGUAUAAAAAGAGAAUGGCAACAUGGCAAGCAUUGGAGGCACGGAUUGCAUUUAAGCUCUCGUCCUUUUCGCUCUUUGGGCAGAUGAAAACGUUGGUAAAACCACACUUGAUAUCUUCAUCAUUGACAGAACUGAAUGAUGAAAAUGGACUUGUGGUACGUGCACGAAAGCGUCGGCGGACAGGAAAGACGUGUACGACAAACGUAAAUCCUGAGCAUCUGGAACGCUCAUUCAAUGUGUUAUUGCUUCCUGAUGUAAUGGAGCGCGUGUGCUCGUAUAUGAGCGCCAAGCGACUUUGCCGAAUGGCUCUCGUAUGCCGACAUUUUGCAAAGCUAAGCCACCAAGCAUCGCUAUGGCGCCAACUCUAUUUACGUAUCGGGUCUUCUAUUGGUAAAAAGCAAAGUCUUUUGCCUGCUAUGCCGGUAGAAUGUCACCACGGUGAAAGUUACAAGCACAAUUGGCGUCAAAUGUAUCAGGAGCGUUGGCAAGUGCUACGAAGACUGCGUCGUAUGCAGCGUCGCGUGAUGAAAGCGAAGCAAUCAAGGAGACGUGAAGAAUCGAUGACGAGCAACGAGGUCUCCUCUUCUAGCAUCCAUACUGCCAUGUUUGUCCCACUUCUUUCAGUCCCCAUUGGUGUUUGCACUGCACUGGACAUUAUGCUAUCAAACUUGUCAUUGUGCUACAUUACAGUCACUUUCUAUACGAUUGUAAAGUCGGGAGGCAAUGUAUGGAACUUGGUCUUUUCCAUUUGUAUGGGUCAUCAACGUCCAUCUUGGUCACUUGUUGGAGUCAUUGUGCUGAUUUCAAGCGGCAUUGGACUGGCGAGUUACGGCUCAGCACACUUUGUUCUCAGUGGCUUUCUAUUGGUCUUAACAGCGUCGGUCAUGGGGACGUUGAGGUGGGUCCUAACUCAGUCACUAUUGCAAUCGAUGGAAGACAAGAACGGAGCUAUUAAGAACAAAGUACUAGCCGUCGUGUACUACGUGUCACCGGCAAGUGCGAUUGGACUGCUCCCAAUCGCGCUGUUUACAGAGGGAAGAGAAUACACGACAUCGCGCUUUGUGCUUGACUCGCAGCUCCUCAUGCUAUCACUGAUCUUUAUUUUCAUUAGUGGAUGUCUCGCGUUCGUGCUGAUUUUCAUUGAGAUUUUGUUGGUCAAGAAAACAUCGGCACUGUCGUUGGGAAUUGCCGGCAGCUUUAAAGACGUCACCCAAGUACUCCUCGCAGUCUUUAUCUUUGGUGACCAGCUCAUUGCGAUCAAUGUAUUUGGCCUUGUUGUUGCCACCUGCGGAAUGCUUUUCUACACGUUCAUCAAGCACACGUCUGCAAACGUUACAAGCGACUCUCGAGAUGGCAAUUCAAAGGGAUAUCAACGUGUUCCAACCUCGACGGUGGACUUGAAAGAAGACAGAGCCAUGUCACUAAGUGUCGCAACAACAGGAAAGAAGGCGCUGUACUCGGUGUAUGGCGUGGAGCUCGUGCGACGAGAAAGCAAUGAAUAUUAUAUCGCACCAGGCAGUGUUGCCCAUGUAUGA